Messenger RNA from Zerene cesonia (dogface butterfly), 3265 nucleotides. It is a transcript of the gene Rpn2, whose product is annotated as 26S proteasome non-ATPase regulatory subunit 1. Lineage: Eukaryota; Metazoa; Arthropoda; Insecta; Lepidoptera; Pieridae. Gene Ontology annotation, molecular function: enzyme regulator activity. The transcript has 2 exons. Gene Ontology annotation, biological process: proteasome-mediated ubiquitin-dependent protein catabolic process; regulation of protein catabolic process. The coding region runs from base 134 to 3130 and encodes 998 amino acids. The record is from RefSeq and is a predicted model, not a curated record. Gene Ontology annotation, cellular component: proteasome regulatory particle, base subcomplex; proteasome complex; proteasome storage granule.
GUGUUUUGGUCAAACAAAUUUGUCAAUUCAUCGUGAAAUGUGAAUAGAUUUCUAAAGAUCGCCGAACAUUUAUUUAGUAGUACAAGGAAAACAUUAUUAUUUUGAAGACAGUAUAAAUUUAAAACCUUAUAAAAUGAAUAUAACUUCAGCUGCGGGGAUAAUAUCCCUGCUGGAUGAACCGAUGCACGAAGUAAAGGAAUUCGCCCUAAAACGACUGGAUACUAUUGUUGAUGAAUUUUGGCCUGAAAUAUCUGAAUCAAUUGAAAAGAUCGAGAUUUUACAUGAAGACAAAGUCUUUUCGCAGCAUCAGUUAGCUGCUUUGGUAGCCAGUAAAGUGUACUACCAUUUGGGUGCCUUUGAAGAUUCGCUUACGUAUGCGUUAGGAGCAGGUGAUCUCUUCGAUGUCAACGCAAGAAACGAGUAUGUGGACACUACAAUUGCAAAGGCAAUCGACUUUUAUACACAGAAACGUAAAGCUCUGUUCGUGGACAGUGCAGCGGAGACAAUCGACCCAAGAUUGGAGGCAAUAGUCAAUCGUAUGUUCCAGAGAUGUUUAGAUGAUGGUCAGUACAGACAGGCCCUGGGCUUGGCACUGGAAACACGGCGGAUGGAUGUCUUCGAACAGUCCAUUAUGAAAUCUGAUGAUAUACCAGGAAUGCUUCAGUAUGCUUUCCAAGUGGCCAUGAGCCUUCUCCAGAACCGUGGCUUCCGCAGCACAGUCCUCAGAUCCCUUGUUGGCUUAUACAGGGGGCUGAACAUCCCGGACUAUGUCAACAUGUGCCAAUGUUUGAUUUUCCUUGAAGACCCACUCUCAGUGGCAGAAAUUCUUGACAAAUUGACACAUGGUCCUCAAGAAUCUGUUCUUAUGGCAUAUCAAAUUGCAUUUGAUUUGUAUGAUUCAGCCACACAACAAUUCUUAGGCAGGGUGUUGCAAGCUCUCAGAGUCACGGCACCCAUACCGAGUGCCCUUGGGGGUAAACCACAACCGCAAGGUGGCCCUUUCCCUGAAGCAUCUAUGGAAGUGGAUCAAGCCCCAGCAGAAGAAACAAAGAAACCUGAGAGAGAUAUAGAAAGUCUUAACGAUGAAGAAAAAGAACAUCAGAAGAGAGUUGAAAAAUUAAUAUCAAUUUUAGGAGGUGAUGUAUCAAUAGGUUUACAACUGCAGUUCUUAAUUAGGUCAAAUCAUGCAGACAUGCUCAUCCUCAAAAACACCAAAGACGCAAUCAGAGUAUCCAUUUGCCAUACAGCAACAGUUAUUGCUAAUGCGUUCAUGCAUGCAGGAACAACAAGUGACCAGUUUUUAAGAGAUAAUUUGGAAUGGCUGGCUAGAGCAACAAAUUGGGCCAAACUUACUGUUACAGCAUCACUUGGAGUGAUUCACAGAGGUCAUGAGAAUGAAUCACUUGCUCUUAUGCAAUCAUACUUGCCUAAAGAAGCUGGACCUUCUUCAGGUUACUCGGAGGGUGGUGGUCUUUAUGCCCUUGGAUUGAUCCACGCCAACCAUGGUGCAAACAUCAUUGACUACCUUUUAACACAAUUAAAAGAUGCUCAGAAUGAAAUGGUGCGACAUGGUGGUUGUUUAGGACUGGGAUUGGCUGCCAUGGGCACACAUAGGCAGGAUGUGUAUGAACAACUUAAGUUUAAUUUGUAUCAAGAUGAUGCUGUAACAGGUGAAGCUGCAGGUAUUGCUAUGGGAAUGGUAAUGUUGGGUUCCAGACAUGCAGCAGCCAUUGAAGAUAUGGUUGCUUAUGCACAAGAAACACAGCACGAAAAGAUCUUACGUGGCUUAGCUGUUGGUAUUUCAUUUACUAUGUAUGGUCGUCUUGAAGAAGCUGAUGCUCUUGUUCAGCAGUUAUUGAGAGAUAAAGAUCCUUUGUUGCGCCGCGCUGGUUGCUACACAAUUGCAACUGCUUACUGUGGUACCGGUAACAACGAUUCGAUCCGCACAUUACUUCACGUCGCUGUAUCUGACGUAAAUGAUGAUGUACGUCGGGCAGCAGUAACAGCUCUUGGUUUCUUAUUAUUCAGAACGCCCGAACAAUGUCCUUCUGUUGUGUCUCUUUUGGCUGAAUCUUAUAAUCCCCAUGUCCGUUAUGGCGCGGCUAUGGCCUUGGGUAUUGCCUGCGCUGGAACUGGAAACCGUGAAGCGAUAGGUCUACUGGAGCCCAUGGUCAAAUUUGAUCCAGUAAAUUUUGUACGCCAAGGAGCGCUUAUUGCUUCUGCCAUGAUCCUAAUCCAACAAACUGAAGCAUUGUGCCCGAAAGUGACCUAUUUCCGCCAGCUUUAUGCUCAAGUCAUUUCUAAUAAGCAUGAGGAUGUAAUGGCUAAGUUUGGAGCUAUCCUUGCACAGGGAAUAAUUGACGCGGGUGGCCGAAACGUGACAGUUUCUCUACAAAAUAGAACUGGUCACAUGAAUAUGCUCGCUGUUGUAGGUAUGCUUGUAUUUACACAAUAUUGGUACUGGUUCCCGCUGGCCCAUUGUCUUUCGUUGGCGUUUACUCCAACUUGCCUAAUUGCACUUAACUCUGACUUAAAAAUGCCUCAGCUGGAAUUGAAGUCUAACUCUAAGCCUUCACUGUAUGCAUAUCCAGCACCCUUGGAAGAAAAGAAGCGAGAGGAAAGGGAAAGAGUUACUACUGCUGUAUUGAGUAUUGCUGCAGCUAGAGCGAGAAGGCGCGCGCACGGUACUGAUGGUUCAUCCAGUUUGACGUCAUCAUCAACAUCUAAAAUGGAUGUUGAUGAAGAAGAAAAGAAGCCAUCUAAAUCGCCAAACCCUAACAUAACAGUUCAUGGGAAGUCUGAUAAAGAGGCAUCUAGUUCCAAGGAAGUGAAGAAGGAUGAGAAAGAAGGUGAAGAAAAAGAAACAAAGGAAAAGAAGGAGCCCGAACCGAACUUUGAGAUUUUAAGCAAUCCUGCGAGGGUUAUGCGUCAGCAAUUGAAAGGCCUAUCCGUAGUUGACGGAUCCGGGUACACGCCGCUUAAAGACGUUACCAUCGGUGGCAUAGUGAUGCUGAAUCACUCUGGUGAUGGCGAGCAAGUGCUUGUUGAACCGGUAGCAGCCUUCGGGCCUAAAACUGAGGAGGAAAAAGAACCAGAGCCGCCAGAACCUUUUGAAUACUUAGAUGAUUAGAACGUAAAUUGAUUAUAACUACUGUGUUAUUAUUGUAUGUAAUGAACAAUAAUAUAAAUUGUAAAAGUCCACAAAACUAAUAAGUCAAAAUUAUUGUGCUUCGAUUUUCACAAAUAAAUAAUUCUGAUUUUAAAA